CGGCGUCACCGUCACUGAGGCCAGUGUGUGUUGGGGGCACCAGGCCUGCACCCCAGCCUCCUCGAAGCCGCGUGAUGGGCCUGCCGGCACCCCAGGGUGCGGUGGACUCUUAAUCCCUUCAGCGGUCCCGUAAGGAGCUCGGGUUUCAGUGGUCUUCAUCUAAAUGCAUUACGGGGAAGUCUGCUUUUACGUUUGGUAGCUUGUGAAUCUGAGUAAACUUGGGGGGACUGUAUGUAAAGAAGCGCCUUAGGUCCGCCGCGCUGCAAUGAGUCGUUGGAAAGUGGUUCUGACGUUCUGUGGAUCCAUCGCUAGUGCGUGGUCGUGUCUCUCACAGAUGUCAGUGUGUCGGCCCAGCGCUUCCCAAGGAGGAGCUGUGCGCAAAGCGGUACUGUAACUAGAUCACCAGUUUGAUCCAGAAGGUACAAUGUCUCGCGUGCGACAGCCUCCUCUCGUGACAGGCAUCUCUCCCAAUGAAGGAAUACCAUGGACGAAGGUCACAAUCAGAGGAGAGAACCUGGGCACGGGUCCCACGGACCUGAUAGGCCUGACGAUUUGUGGACACAACUGCCUCCUGACGGCCGAGUGGAUGUCUGCGAGUAAAAUAGUGUGUCGCGUGGGACAAGCCAAGAACGACAAAGGGGACAUUAUUGUGACAACUAAAUCGGGUGGCAAAGGAACCUCAACAGUGUCGUUCAAGCUGCUGAAACCUGAAAAAAUAGGCAUCUUGGACCAGUCUGCUGUGUGGGUGGAUGAAAUGAAUUACUACGACAUGCGCACUGACAGGAAUAAAGGCAUUCCUCCCUUAUCCCUCCGUCCUGCUAAUCCACUUGGCAUUGACAUUGAAAAGAGUAAAUUUCCACAGAAAGACCUGGAAAUGCUGUUCCAUGGAAUGAGUGCCGAUUUCACAAGUGAGAAUUUUUCCGCUGCCUGGUAUCUCAUCGAGAACCACUCAACCACCAGUUUUGAGCAGCUCAAGAUGGCAGUGGCCAACCUCAAGCGGCAGGCCAGCAAGAAGAGCGAGGGCAGCCUGGCCUGCGUGAAGGGCGGGCUCAGCACCUUCUUUGAGGCGCAGGACGCCCUCUCAGCCAUCCAUCAAAAACUAGAAGCGGAUGGAACGGAAAAAGUUGGAGGAUCCAUGACGCAGAAACUGGAGAGUGUUCUGAAUAGGGCGAGCAACACCGCGGACACGUUGUUUCAGGAAGUCUUAGGCCGAAAGGACAAGGCAGAUUCCACCAGAAACGCCCUCAAUGUGCUCCAGCGAUUUAAGUUCCUCUUCAACCUGCCUCUAAAUAUUGAAAGGAAUAUUCAGAAGGGUGAUUAUGAUGUGGUGAUUAACGACUACGAAAAGGCCAAGUCUCUCUUUGGGAAAACGGAGGUGCAAGUUUUCAAGAAAUACUAUGCUCAAGUGGAAACGCGAAUCGAGGCUCUGAGAGAGUUGCUGCUGGCUAAGUUGCUGGAGACACCGUCAACUUUGCAUGACCAGAAACGCUACAUAAGGUACCUGUCCGACCUCCACGCGCCCGGGGACCCAGCCUGGCAGUGCAUCGGCGCGCAGCACAGGUGGAUCCUUCAGCUCAUGCACAGCUGCAAGGAGGGCUACGUGAAAGACCUGAAAGGGAAUCCAGGCCUGCACAGCCCCAUGCUGGAUGCAGAGAGCGACGGGCGCCCCUCGGCGCUGGCCCAUCUCACGCAGACGGCGUCGCUCAAGAGAGGAAGCAGCUUUCAGUCCGGACGCGACGACACGUGGAGAUACAGAACUCCCCACAGGGUGGCAUUUGUCGAGAAGCUGACCAAGCUUGUUCUAAGCCAGCUGCCUAACUUCUGGAAGCUCUGGAUUUCCUAUGUCAAUGGAAGCCUCUUCAGUGAGACUGCUGAGAAAUCGGGCCAGAUUGAGCGAUCCAAGAACGUAAGGCAAAGGCAAAGCGACUUUAAGAAGAUGAUCCAGGAGGUGAUGCACUCGCUGGUGAAGCUGAUCCGCGGGGCGCUGCUCCCGCUCAGCAUCCGAGAGGGGGAGGCCCGGCAGUACGGAGGCUGGGACGUGAAGGCGGAGCUCUCGGGCCAGUGGCUUGCUCACGUCAUCCAGACCGUGAGGCUGACUUACGAGUCCUUGACCGCCCUGGAAAUUCCCAACGACAUGCUGCAGAUCAUCCAGGACGUCAUCCUGGACCUCCGCGUCCGUUGUGUGACAGUCACGCUGCAGCACACGGCACAAGAAGUGAAGAGACUGGCCGAGAAGGAGGACUGGAUCGUUGAUAAUGAAGGCCUGACUUCUCUCCCGUGUCAGUUCGAGCAGUGCAUCGCGCACUCCCUACAGUCCCUGAACGACGUCCUGGAGUGCAAGCCUGGAGAAGCCAGCGUCUUUCAGCAGCCGAAAACUCAGGAGGAGGUUUGCCAGCUGAGCAUCAAUAUCAUGCAGGUUUUUAUAUACUGUCUGGAACAGUUGAGCACCAAGCCUGAUGCAGAUAUAGAUACUACACAUCUUUCUGUUGAUGUUUCAUCCCCUGAUUUGUUUGGAAGUAUCCAUGAAGAUUUCAGUUUGACUUCGGAGCAGCGACUUUUGAUAGUCCUGAGCAACUGCUGCUAUCUGGAACGCCGCACCUUCCUAAACAUAGCGGAGCGUUUUGAGAAGCACGACUUCCAGGGAGUGGAGAAAAUCACCCAGGUUAGCAUGGCCUUGUUAAAAGAACUAGACCAGAGACUCUUUGAAAAUUACAUUGAGCUGAAAGCGGACCCCAUCGUGGGCUCCUUGGAGCCUGGCAUCUACGCAGGCUACUUUGACUGGAAGGACUGCCUGCCUCCCACCGGUGUCAGGAACUAUUUGAAAGAAGCGCUGGUGAACAUAAUUGCUGUGCAUGCCGAGGUUUUCGCCAUUUCCAAAGAGCUGGUGCCCCGCGUGCUGUCCCGGGUGGUGGAGGCUGUGUCCGAGGAGCUGAGUCGGCUGAUGCAGUGCGUCUCCUCGUUCAGCAAGAACGGAGCUUUGCAGGCAAGACUCGAAAUCUGCGCUUUGCGGGAUACCGUGGCCAUCUACCUGACGUCCGAAAGCAGGUCCAGUUUCAAACAAGCCCUGGAAGCCCUGCCUCAGCUUUCGAGCGGAGCGGAUAAGAAGUUCCUGGAGGAGCUGCUGAACAAGUUCAAGAGCAGCAUGCACCUGCAGCUCACCUGCUUCCAAGCUGCUUCCGCGGCCACGGUGAAAACAUAAGCCCUGCGAGGGAAGAGCCGCGCAGAGACGCCGGGUAACAAAGCCAUCGCCCUCCUGAGCGCGCGGAAGCACGGGCUGCAGUCCCCCCCGCCCCCCACCCCCGCCCUCCCUGCCUCUCUCUCUCUCUCUCUCCUGUCCCCCAGCCUAGCUCAGGUUGGCCUGGUGUGGCCGAUGUGGGAGCAGCACCUCCUUUGGGAGGCUUCCAAGAGGCCGGAGGUGGGCACUGCAGCCUUCCCCAGUGGCCCGCCUACUAGACUUUGGGCCUGAGCUGCCUGCCAGUCCCAUGGAGAGACCGGUGAGGAGACACGUGGAAAGUGCUAUUUACACACGGCACGCAUAGCUGCACCGAAAUCUUACUUCCCACCAGUGGCCCUGCAUCCCUGCAUUCAAGUGUCCGGUGUUGUUGUUUGGCUUUUAUUUUAACAGAUUCAUUUAGUUAUUUGAAAGGCGGAGUUACAGAGAGAGAGGGAGGGCCGAGAGACCUUCCACCUGCUGGCUCACCCCCCAGAUGGCUGUGACUGCCUGGAGCCUGGAACUCCGUCGGGGUCUCCCACGUGGGUGGCAGGGGUGGUCGAAGCACUUGGCCCAUGCUUUCCUAGGAGCGUUAGGGAGCUGGAUUGGAAGUGGGAGCAGCCAGGACUCGAACCCACACUCAUGGGACGCCAGUGUUGCAGGUGCGGCUUAACCUGCUGUGCCACAGCGCUGGCCCCAGAGCGGGUUUUUAGGAUAAUCUGUGGAAUCCAUUUACAAAUGUUUUCACUGGGGAGAUUUUUGGUCCAGUUGCCCAUGGACUCACUUCGCGUUUUGCUAAUUUUACGCUUCACAGCGCUAAGCUUUCCGCACCUCGUCCGCGGCCCGGGCUGCUCGCCCUCCCUCUCAAAUGUGUCCGCUCACACGAGGGUGCUGCUGGUCUGAGGACCUGAGUGCCGCCUGCCACGCAGUGCUGCCGGCUGCUGCGUCACACCCAGGCACCAGCGUCCCCUGCAGAACCAGCCGCCUCCCGCUGCUGCCUCCCGCCACCGCCCGCCGCGCGCCCCUGCCCCCGCUCCCUCCGAAGCCGCGUGGCUGCAGCCCGGGCCUGCUCAGGCCCAUCCAUCUCUGAUGAUGCCAGAGGCCCUGGACCACCAGGCGGUGUCCACUGUUGCUGGGUUCCAGGCCGGGGUCCGGUCACUGCGACUUCUCCCAGGGCGGGGUCCCCGACCUGCCCCUCCCAGGCUCCCUGUGGGCGCCGGCACACUAACUGAUGGUGGUUAGAGAAGCCCCGUCCUUAUAUGAACGGUGUACUGGAAAUCCGUAUUUCCUCCAAGUGGCCGUAAGUCUCCUAAUUCAAAUGCCUUUGUUAAUUGCAGCAAUUAAAAAGUCAAAGUUAAUUUCAGUCAUUAGAAAUCCUGGUAACUUUGGAGCUUGGUAUAGUCACAUACAGUGUCUGUUUUUUGAAGUAAAUUAAUGUUGUGCCUGCUCAUUCCAUAUACGGGGUAAAAAGGCGAUGUCUUUUACAGGUGUGCUGGAUAAAGCUGUUGAGAAGUCGAGUGUUGCCCAUUGUGUCUAACCUGACCGUAGACUAAAUGAACAAAACUGCUCCUGACGGCGGGUGUAAUCUUAGGUGUCAGGGGCAGUGCCUUCAGCCAAUAAAGAGUCUGCGUUCACUGUAAAUCCCAAGUUCCUUGGCAUUUUUUCCCGUAACUGACAUUUUCGUUGGCUGUGUAACUUUUCUAUGAGUCUGGCUUCAACAUUCAAAAUAAACACUUAAGUCAGUUA
Oryctolagus cuniculus (rabbit) is the source of this 4957-nucleotide messenger RNA. NCBI's taxonomy places the organism in Eukaryota, Metazoa, Chordata, Mammalia, Lagomorpha, Leporidae. The record is from RefSeq and is a predicted model, not a curated record.